AUGUCAGCCCAAACGUACAAAAAGAAAUAUGAGAUAUCUCCAUCUGGAGAUCUACCAGACAAGAUGACGAUCUAUCAAGAUUGUAUGAACACAUUUAAUGAAUCUCCUGUGAAUGCAAAGAGAUGUCGUUUAUUAAUUUCCCGUCUAUUAAGGUUGUUAGCAAAUGGUGAUACUUUCCCUCAAAAUGAGGCAACUGCCUUAUUUUUCUCGAUCUCCAAGCUUUUCCAACACCAGAGUGACUCUCUUAGACAAUCAGUAUAUUUGGCUAUUAAGGAAUUGAGUGGAAUCUCCGAAGAUGUUCUUAUGGCCACUUCAUCCAUUAUGAAGGAUGUUCAAAACGGUUCUGAUUUGAUUAAACCAAACGCCCUAAGGUCUUUGACAUAUGUUCUGGAUGAAUCAACAGCUUUUUCUGCCGAGAGGUUAUUGAAAAGUGCCGUCGUUAGUAAGAAUCCAUCUAUAUCUUCUGCCGCGUUAUGUACCUCUUACAAUUUAUUACCCAUAUCUGAUGUUACAAUUAAGAGAUUUGCAAAUGAAACUCAAGAGGCUAUUGUUGAUUUGAAACAAUUUGUUCUGUUAGACGAAGCAAGCGAAUUUUAUCCAACCUCAACCUUUACUACACAAUACCAUGCCCUUGGUCUAAUUUAUCAAUUGAAAAGAAAUGAUAAGAUGGCACUUUUAAAACUGGUUAACCAAUUUUCAAGCGGUAAUGCAUUGAAAAAUCAAUUCGCAAUGGUUCAAUUAGUGAAAAUCGUGGAUGACUUAAUUCAUAGGGAUACUCAAUUGAUUUCCAACUUUGAAACUCUUUUGACCUCCUGGUUAGACAGCAAAUAUGAGUCUGUUCAAUUAGAAACUGCCAAGUUAAUUACCUCUUUUGCUACUCAUCAUUCUCAUUUGGUUGGAAAUAGAUUGUUCUCCAAUGCUGUUUCGACAUUGCAAACAAUGCUGUCCACACCUCGUGUCACUUCAAGAUUUGCAGCAUUAAGGGUAUUAAAUAGAAUUUCAAUGGUUUCUCCAGAAAAAAUUGUUGUCUGUAACCCUGAAUUAGAAUCUUUGAUCAAUGACUCAAACAGAAAUGUUUCUACCUAUGCCAUUACUACAUUAUUGAAAACUGGUACUGCCAAGAAUAUUUCCUCUUUGAUCUCAACUAUCACAAAAUUCUUCCAUGAAGUAUCAGAUGAUUUCAAGAUUAUUAUUAUCGAUGCUGUUCGUACUCUCUCACUAAAUUUCCCACAAGAAUGGAAACCUAUUUUAGACUUCUUAACUGACGUACUAAAGAAUAGUGAAGGUGGUUUCAACUAUAAGAAUAGUAUCGUAGAAGCAAUUAUCGAAAUUGUUUCAUUUAUUCCACAGGCUAAGGAAUUAGCAAUGGAGCAAUUAUGUGAUUUCAUUGAAGAUUGUGAGUUCAAUGAAAUUUUAGUAAGAGUUCUUCAUUUACUAGGUAAAGAAGGCCCACAUACAUCUACUCCAUCGCUUUACGUCAGACACAUAUACAAUAGAGUCGUUUUGGAAAAUUCGAUAAUUAGAUCCGCUGCUGUCGUUGCCCUAUCGAAAUUUGCCUUGAUAAAGAACAAUACUCCACUAGCUGAAUCCGUUGUGGGUCUAUUGAAAAGAAUAUCUGAUGAUGAAGAUGAUGAAGUGAGAGACAGAGCUACAAUUUCAUUAAAAUUUAUUGAUUCUGCUAAAAAGAACCCAGUUGGAGAGGAAUUGCUCCAUUCUAAGUACACCUACGAUUUAUCCUCCUUAGAAAAGAAGUUGACUUCAUACAUGUCCUCCAAUUCAGAUGCAUUUAAAACCCCAUUUGAUGUAACUUCUAUUCCAAAAUAUACUGAAGAUGAAGUUAAGGCCAUGGAAUUAAAGAAGAAGCAACAGUCUUUCAAUUCUUCAACGGAAGAAUUGGGCACCAAAUUCACAGAUGAGGCAGAAGAAACUGGUAAAAGACUUGAUUCGGCAACAUACCAUGGUGCUAACUUGGAUGAACAUUCUAAAGAUCUUCAAUCCACUAAAUAUAUUGACGAACUGCUUUCUAUCGAACAAUUUAAGGAAUUUGGUUCUUUAAUAAACAGUUCUAAGACUUUCCCUCUAACAGAAACGGAGGCUGAAUUUGUUGUUAAUGGUGUCAAGCAUUUAUUCAAGGAGCAUGUUGUCCUUCAAUUCAAUAUUACAAACACGUUAACCGAUGUUGCACUCGAUAAUGUAGCUGUCGUCUGUUCCUCAGAAGAUCAAGAAUCUAGUGAACUAAAGGAACUAUUCACAAUACCUGUUGAUAGAUUAUUGCCAUCUGAGGAGUCAGCAUGUUAUGUUGCGUUCAAGAAACCUGAAGGUGUCGUUAUGGAAAGCUUCCUAAAUAAUUUAACAUUCACUACUAGGGAGCUAAAUCCUGAUACAAAAUUACCAUUUGACGAUGAUGAAGGUUUCCAAGAUGAAUAUGAAAUUGACCCAUUAGUACUAAAUGCUGGUGAUUAUAUUAAGAGUUCUUUCGUUGGUGAUUUCUCUGCAUCAUUUGACGAAUUACCUAACGAAAAUGUAGCUGUCUACAAUGUCCAAGAAUCUAUGUCAUUACAAGAAGUUAUUGAUAAAUUAAUAGUGAACACAAGUUGUCUGGCUUUGGAAAACACUCAAUAUGCACAAAACGAGACAAACCAACACACUUUGAAACUUUUUGGUAAGAGUGCACUCAAUGGUACCAAGAUCGCAUUGAUUGUUAAGAUUGUGAAAAGUAAAAAGGGUAUUGCUUUGAAGGCUCAAGGUAGAGGUGAAGACGCUACUUUGAGUUCUGAUUUGGUGAAUGGUUUAAUGUAG
Messenger RNA from Naumovozyma castellii, 2799 nucleotides. It is a transcript of the gene SEC21, whose product is annotated as coatomer subunit gamma. The transcript has a single exon. The coding region runs from base 1 to 2799 and encodes 932 amino acids. The record is from RefSeq and is a predicted model, not a curated record. NCBI's taxonomy places the organism in Eukaryota, Fungi, Ascomycota, Saccharomycetes, Saccharomycetales, Saccharomycetaceae.